This is a messenger RNA of Penicillium verhagenii, 1224 nucleotides long. RefSeq lists its product as uncharacterized. The record is from RefSeq and is a predicted model, not a curated record. The transcript has a single exon. NCBI's taxonomy places the organism in Eukaryota, Fungi, Ascomycota, Eurotiomycetes, Eurotiales, Aspergillaceae. The coding region runs from base 1 to 1224 and encodes 407 amino acids.
AUGUCGGCCGCAGUAAAGCGGGCUUCAAAUGCUGGCUCCAGUGCGAGUGCAGUUGCGGGCGCCGCCGAGACAACCGCCGAGACAACCGCUGCGGAGACGACAGCCACCAGUGCUAGUGCGACGGCGGAAUCUACAAGCGCUACCUCAACUGAGGCUACGACGUCUAGUGUCCCAACCUCCACCAGUGAGACGCAUACCAGUACCACCAGUACAAGCACCUCCUCGACUGAGACUACCACCUCAGCCGCCCCCACUUCUACAACGGCUUCUCCGACCACGACCACUUCCGACACCACCAGUUCGACCAUCGCGAGCACCACGAGUGAGCCUACCACUGACAGCACCACUAGCUCAGAGUCUCAACACGCGACCACCAUCUACAUUACUUCGACUGCCACCGAUGGCGCCGUGACUACCGCAACCUCCACACUUAACUCAGCCUCGUCCAGCUCGGCCGCAUUGUCCACCUCAACAGGGGCAGCUGCUGCGGGUAGUGGUGGCCUUUCCGCCAGUGGCACCAUUGCGGUAGCGGUGGUUGUGCCCGUGGUCUCCGUGGCACUGAUCGCUCUCGCCGCAAUUUUCUUCUGGCGCAAGCGCAAGGCCAAGAAGGCGGCCGAGGAGGAACGUCGAAAGGAAGUCGAAGAAUAUGGCUUCAACCCGAACAAUGACGCAACCUUCCCGGGCAUGGCUGGCAGCGUGGCACCCAAGGAUGAUACCUCAUCCGGAUACCGAGGAUGGGGAACCACAUCAGCCGGCCGGAAGGCCUCGACUAACCUCUCCAGCGGAAUGGGACUAGCCAUGUCCGAAGGCAGUGGCCAGUAUCACCAUAACGCUACUCCCAGUGAAGGUACCGUGCAAUACUCAGACGGAGUUCGACCGGACUCGGGAGAGAUUGUUGAACCAAUUGGCGUGUUGGGUGCUGCCCCCGUGGCGGCCAACAACCGCAAUGGAGACAUCCACCGGGGAGCUUCGAACGCGUCGUCUGCUUACUCUGCUGGCAACCGAUCGGAGGCGUCCGAAGAGAGUCACAUGUCUGCUGUACACCCGUCAGGUAGCUACUAUGGGGAAAACCCUUACUACGGAGAGAUCCCUGGGCAUGGUGCCUAUGGUGAUGAUUCCUACCAACCUGUGAUUCGGGAUGUGCAAGCGCGUCGUAACACGCGUAUCGAGAAUCCAGGUGUCUACCCUCGACAAGGGAACGCCGGAAUCGCUCAGAACUUUUAA